UCGCAGGAUGUCUUCAAACACUGGUCAUUCCUGGAGCGGCUUUGGUAUGGUAUGGUAAGCACAGCGGUCAAUCCAGACCCCGGCCCGUGCGGAGGCAGGGAAAAUCCUCGUCAGGUCUGGUCACGAGUGUUUUUGGAAGGUUUGGUGGUUCCAUGACAACUGGUCAGACAAGACGACAAGGAAGACCAUUAGGUCUGCUGCUACGUCGAACCGAGGCACCAAUUCACUGCCUGCAGCAGAAACUGAUCACCGAUGAUGGAAGGGGAGGGAGGGUCGAACGAUGCAAGAGGACAAGAAUUCCGCCCCAACGGAACCCAGAGAAAACUCUGGCUCCUCCGGCCACCAUCCACUGAUUAUUGAAUGGUCGUGUUGUCGUUGCCCGGCCGGAACAUCUCCGCGGGCUGUGGGCACCCAGAGGAAAAAGCCUCCUCGCAGGCUCUCAGCCAUCAUCAUGGCCUGUCAGGGCUCAGGACUCAGGAGGUGCCUCGCAGGAGCACACUCCUCUGCUCUGGAAAAGAAGCAACCUACAUAUACAUACCUACGUACUACAGCUUUCUCCAGUGGGACGAACAACCGGGAUGACGACGGAGCGCAUGCAACAUCCAAACACAAAGCAUUGAUGCAUCCCCUAAGACCCGCGGACCGCGAUCCAAAGCGUCAGACCGCGCGACACGUUCUCCUUCCCUCCCACCUCUCCACCCGUUGCCCUGCAUGGGGCAGCGCGGACGAGCCGGCGGCCAGUCAGGAGACGACCUGGACAUCUAUUGCUGCGCAAGAACUCGCUCGCUGUCUGCUGCCUUCUGGCGUACCUUGGGCGGAUCAUCGGCUGGGUCAGACCUCGUGGUGGAUACUCCCUCUCUCUCUUCUGGGAAAUGGUGCCGCUGCCAACCCAGUGAGGGCAACAGGUGGGAGACAUGCUGCCACUGCCAGUCGUUCCGACAUUACCUUAGCUGGAGGCGAGCAGGGCAGGCAGCGGCGACAAUUCUCCCUUCCUCUGCGUGACGGAUGGUAGGAGUAAAAAGUCGGGCUCGGCCAGAGUUUCUGGAAAGCGGCGAUAUUGUCUCUCAGCG
This is a messenger RNA of Aspergillus saccharolyticus JOP 1030-1, 1070 nucleotides long. RefSeq lists its product as uncharacterized. The transcript has 2 exons. Bases 452 to 1012 code for a protein of 186 amino acids. The record is from RefSeq and is a predicted model, not a curated record. NCBI's taxonomy places the organism in Eukaryota, Fungi, Ascomycota, Eurotiomycetes, Eurotiales, Aspergillaceae.